AUGAGCAGCCGAAUGCGCGACGAAGACGACGAGGAACUGGAAGAUAACUUCUUACAUGCAGAUAUUCCCAGUACCUUUCGUGAACUACGUGCCUGUAUGACGUGCUCACUCAUCAAGACUUUCACACAAUUCUAUGACACUGGCUGCGAGAAUUGCGCCUUCUUACAGAUGGCCGAUAACCGUCAGCGUGUAGCCGAGUGCACCUCAGCCUAUUUUGAAGGUAUGAUUGCAAUGAUGCAGCCGAAGGAAAGCUGGGUUGCUAAGUGGCAGCGUAUUGUUCGCUUGAUUCCUGGAAUCUAUGCCGUAUCUGUCUCUGGGGAGUUACCGGACUCGAUCAAACGUUUUCUGGAGGACAGAAACAUUCCCUAUCGCGUGCAAAAUUAG
Messenger RNA from Peronospora belbahrii, 384 nucleotides. The record is from the annotation of a GenBank genome assembly. NCBI's taxonomy places the organism in Eukaryota, Oomycota, Peronosporomycetes, Peronosporales, Peronosporaceae.